AUGGGAUUUUUACAAGAUGAUCGUGACUUUGUCGAGGCCAUCAAAGAGGCGCAUCAUUGGGGUUCAGGUCCAUUUUUACGCAAGCUCUUCGUGACAAUGUUGCUAUCAUCAUCCAUGGAUAGACCCGACCAUGUUUGGAGAAAGACUUGGAGAUAUUUAUCGGAUGGCAUUCUUUAUGAUCAACGCGUUUUCACGGGAAAUCAAGCGCUGACAAUGAGUGAUGCUGAACUAAAAGAACGAACACUGAUGGCUAUUGAAACACUCUUGCAAAAUAAUAACCGAAGUUUGGAAGACUUCAAGACAAUGCCAUAUCCGAAAGAUUAUGUUGAAUCCUUUACAGGAAAUAGGCUACUUUAUGAUGAACGUCAAUAUGAUGUUGUUGCUCAACAACAAUUAUUUGAAAGUUUGUACGCUUCUCUUACAGAAAAGCAACAAGGUGGUGUGUUUUUUUUAUAUGGCUACGGUGGUACUUGUAAGACCUUCAUGUGGAACACUUUAUCAGCAUCUCUUAGGUCUAAGAAAAAAAUUGUUUUGCCUGUUGCUUCAAGUGGGAUUGCAAGUUUGUUGUUACCAGGUGGAAGAACAGCUCAUUCUAGAUUUAAGAUUCCUGUACCUACCUUAGAAACUUCUAUUUGCAACAUUGAGAAACAAGAUGAUCUUGCUGAGCUUCUAAAGAUGACAGAUCUUAUCAUAUGGGAUGAGGCUCCUACGGCUAACAAGUUUUGCUUCGAAUCACUUGACAAGUCCUUAAAAGAUAUUAUGAGUGGAACCACACAUGCAUCUAAGAGAAUUUUUGGAGGUAAGGUCGUUGUGUUUGGUGGUGACUUCCGACAAAUCCUCCCUGUUAUACCAAGAGGUACUAGAUCUGAUAUUAUCCAUGCAACAAUCAAUGCUUCUUAUAUUUGGGAUCAUUGUAGAGUAUUGAGGCUUACAAAGAACAUGCGCUUGCAAACUGGUCAACCUACUUCAACAAAUGAUGAGAUAAGGAAUUUUUCUGAGUGGAUUUUAAAAAUUGGGGAUGGGACCAUGUGUGAGCCAAAUGAUGGUUAUGCUGAUAUUCCUAUUCCAGAUGAGUUCUUAAUUACCAACUUCACAUAUCCCAUUAAAGCAAUUGUUGAAGAUACGUACCCUGAUCUCAUGCAUAACUAUCUUGAUUCCAAUUAUCUUCAAAGUCGUGCGAUCUUAGCUUCAACAAUCGAAGUUGUUGAUGAUAUCAACCAAUAUAUAACAAACCUUCUUCCAGGAGAAGAGAAAGAGUACUUUAGUAGUGAUUCUAUUGAUAGAUCUGAUGCAAAUAGCUUUGAUGCAUUCGAGCAUGUAACACCCGAGUUCCUAAAUGCCCUUAAAACUUCGGGGUUGCCUAACCAUUCAAUAAGGUUAAAAGUUGGGGCCACUAUUAUGUUAAUGCGCAACCUAGAUCAGUUUGAAGGUUUGUGCAAUGGUACAAGGCUCACUGUUACCAGGCUUGCUCCUCAUGUCAUUGAAGCCAAGAUAAUUUCUGGAAAAAAUAUUGGUAACUUAUUUUAUAUUCCUAGAAUAUCUUUGUCCCCUUCACAAUCACCCUGGCCAUUCAAAUUGGUCAGACGCCAAUUUCCAAUUAUUGUUUCCUUUGCCAUGACUAUUAACAAGUCUCAGGGUCAAUCACUUGACAAUGUGGGUUUGUACUUGCCAAAAGAAGUUUUUAGCCAUGGCCAAUUAUUUGUCGCUAUCUCAAGAGUUAAAUCCAAAAAGGGGUUAAGGAUUCUUAUUCAUGACAAAGAGAAACAACCUAUGCUUUCAACAACUAAUGUUGUAUUCAAAGAAGUCUUCCAUAACAUUUGA
Messenger RNA from Vicia villosa (hairy vetch), 1821 nucleotides. RefSeq lists its product as uncharacterized. Bases 1 to 1821 code for a protein of 606 amino acids. The transcript has 4 exons. The record is from RefSeq and is a predicted model, not a curated record. Gene Ontology annotation, molecular function: DNA helicase activity. Gene Ontology annotation, biological process: telomere maintenance; DNA repair. Lineage: Eukaryota; Viridiplantae; Streptophyta; Magnoliopsida; Fabales; Fabaceae.